AUGAACGAUGACGCUGACGCUGACGACGACGACGUCGUCAAGGACGCGACGCUGGCAUCCUGGAGCUGGGCAGCGGCUUCACUGCUGGGCGCCUGGUCCUCUGCGCUCAUCUUCUUCCCGCGGGCCUUGCUCUUCGCCGCAGAAGAGGGCCAGACGCUGACCCCGCUCGAGGGCUUCCUCGCGCUUCACUUUGGCAUCCUUCUCGCAGCCGUGUCCCUCGCCCUCAUUCUCAACAUUCCGUCUGCCCAGCCCAUUCCCCAGCGGCUUCAGCACACGCCUCCCUCCCACCCGCUCCUCGUCCCUCUCACUUCCGUAGCUCUCCUCAGUGCCUUUCUCUCGUACAACACCCGCACCGCGGGAUCCCUCCCCUUCCUCUUCUCCCUCUGCACAGGCACCGUCGGCAUAUGGGGCCUUUGGGCCGUCAUCUUCGCAGGUCCAACGCGUGUUUCGCACAAGACGGGCGCCGACAAGCACACGAGCGCGUUCAUCUUUGGGAACAAGGCUGCUGCAUCGGUGCAGAAGCGAUACUUUCAAAGAAAGAACGCCAGGGGGCCACAGAAAUGA
Molecule: messenger RNA, 564 nt
Organism: Heterobasidion irregulare TC 32-1
Lineage: Eukaryota; Fungi; Basidiomycota; Agaricomycetes; Russulales; Bondarzewiaceae
Exons: 4
Coding region: 1-564 (187 amino acids)
Source: RefSeq, a predicted model, not a curated record